UUGUUCAGAUUGUUAAACAGCAGCUCUUGAGCUAUGAAGACCUCAUUUUUAAGGAUCAAAGGCUCCCGACAAUUCAGGCUUCGCCUUCUUUUAUCCACCCUCUCUGUGACUCCAAUUGUAAUUAAAGAGAUUCGAGCUGAUGAUUCUUCGCCAGGACUCAAACCACAUGAGGUUUCCUUCCUCCGAUUGAUCGAAGAGAUCUCCGAUGACUGCUCUGUUGAAAUCAAUGAAACUGGGACAAAACUGAGAUAUAAGCCUGGGAUUUUGGUUGGCGGGAGGAACUUGGUGCAUGAAUGUGGGCUUAGACGGUCAAUUGAGUACUUCUUGGAGCCACUGAUUGUCUUGGGGGCAAAAUUUUGAUUCAUACAAAUACUACAAACAUGGUUUUUUAGAAGUGUGGUUGCAUUAUACUAUCAUGAUACAAGUGUUGCAUGAAAUCACUACCCAAAAUGUAUAAGGGUUUAUGAAAAAUAUCUAUAUACUACAUACUACAUUACAUAUAUGUAUGUAUAUUUAUAUAUUCUAUUAUAUAUUA
Amborella trichopoda is the source of this 535-nucleotide messenger RNA. Lineage: Eukaryota; Viridiplantae; Streptophyta; Magnoliopsida; Amborellales; Amborellaceae. The record is from RefSeq and is a predicted model, not a curated record.